Messenger RNA from Mauremys mutica (yellowpond turtle), 3886 nucleotides. It is a transcript of the gene LAMP3, whose product is annotated as lysosomal associated membrane protein 3. The transcript has 7 exons. NCBI's taxonomy places the organism in Eukaryota, Metazoa, Chordata, Testudines, Geoemydidae. The record is from RefSeq and is a predicted model, not a curated record. The coding region runs from base 228 to 1523 and encodes 431 amino acids. Gene Ontology annotation, cellular component: membrane.
CCUGGGGCUAACAUACCUGUUUCUCACUACUUUUGUUUAGUCAUCUGGCCUUUCCCCCUCACAGUAGAUAGAACAAAGCAACUGCAUCUGCUCUCUAUGGGCCAUGGUGAAUAUGACCAUAAGCAAGGGAAUAAUACAACUGCUGCCAGAGCAACUAAAUUAAAGUCCAGGAGAGUCUGAACUGGGAAGCAUUUUUAUCCUGCCAUGCCGAUGUAGGGAAUUAUGAGAUGGAGCUCAAAUCAACCCCACAAUCUACUUUGUUCCUACAGAGAACUACUUCUGCUCAAUCAGUUCCCCCAUAUCAGAGAACUUCUUCCGGCCAUGCAGUCACCACGUUUUUCUCCAGCAGGACAAGUAAUAUUAUAACCACCUCAUUAAGCCAAAGAACAUCUGUGCUCCCUGCCACCCAAACAACAAACCAUCAUCCGGUAACAACAGCAUUGGCCCCUAACAUGACAACGCAAGCAAGAGAAAACAGCACCCAGCUGACCAGCAAGACGACCCAUCUAAUAUUAACAACUACAGUAGCAGGUAAAAAAACAACUGCAAAGCCCCCACUGCCGACCAAUGAAACUACAACCCAUGUAAGAGUAACAACUACAGCACAAACAUCUAACAAGACAACCAUCCAGAGAACCGAGAAAACCACAAUGCCAACCAACCAAACAACCCAUUCAAGGGUAGCAACUACAGCUGCAGCUAAGAAGACAACUGCAAAGCCUACAUCACCAACCAAUCAAACUACAACCCUUGCAGUAACAACUAAAGCAACAACGAACAAGACAGCUGUAAAGACCACCGCACAGACAACUAAACAAACAACGCAUACAGCAGCAAAAACUACAGCCAGAACCAACAUGACAACCAUUCCUCCAAGGAAUCAAACAACCAGACCUGCUACGACAGCCACCGUGGGGCCCACUCUCGCACCUGAUCCAUCCUCACCCACUACUGGAGCCUACAAUGUUUCCAAUGGAAGUGUGAACUGCAUUAAAGCAUCAAUGGGAUUGGAGCUGAUUGUUCAAAACUUUAAGACGCAGAAGAAGGGAUACUUCAAUAUUGAUCCCAGUAUCACACAAACGUCUGGAAGCUGUGGAAAUCUGCAAUCAAAUCUGAACUUAACUUUUAACGGCGGCUUUAUAAGCUUUACCUUUGUAAAGAAAGAUAGAGUCUAUUACAUCAGUACAGUUGAGGCCAGCUUAAAGAUACCCUCUGUGGGUUCGUGGCACAAUGCUACAAGCAAGCAGCUGUUUACAGCUACGAUGGGGAAUUCGUUUAAGUGUCUCAGCAAACAGAUGGUGAACCUGGCAGACAACUUCCAGCUGCUCACUGUUAACACCCAACUCCAAGCCUUUGUCAUUGUUGGUGACCAGUUUGGGAAAGAGGAAGAAUGCUCUCUUGACAGAAACAGGAGAACAAUCCCUAUUGCAUUGGGCCUGAGCACCCUGGGAUUGUUUGUCAUUGUGCUUGCCUUGGGGCUAAUUUCCAGAAGAAAGCCAAAUAGAGGAUAUGAACGCAUCUGAAUUGCCCACACACUUCAAAAUUGGAGGAGUGCGCAGCUGACUUCAACAUCAUUUUUCCUGCGAUUGGCUUCUUCGUGAUCUUUGUCGCCGGCAUCCUGGCACUCAUCCUUUAUGUAGUCUGCCUUAAGCGUAAAUCAUCUGCGUACCAGAGAACCUAGCGGAUCAAAAUAAUUUCAUAUAAAUAAUGAGAAGCAUUGCAUGAAAAGAUUUUAGAAUUUCAAGUCUGCCAUAAUUUUCCUUCUAAUAACACUAUUAGAACAAUGUAAAAUGCCACAGUAUUUUUAGUGGCCUAUUUCAAUUCAACUGUUUGUUUUUACAAUACAGUUUAUGGAUCAUACGUAGGAAAUGGGUUAAUAUAAGGAAGAGCAUAAAUUUGAAAACUGAAUUUAUAAAGAACAUGCAAUGUAACUAUUACUCUCUCAGCAUGUUACUGGCAUUUUAAGGGCAUAAUCCUGAGGGCUGCUGAAGGAGUGUAGCAUCUCACAGGAUCAGGUCGUAAACUUUCCUGACUGGGUCCUUUUAAAAUUUUGAACGUAUAAAUUUUGUUUGUUUUAUUCAAUUAAGGCCUUGAAUAGCUGCAGCGCAGCGUAUUUAACUGAUCUCCUUUCUUGUAUGUUCCUAGCCAUUUGUUAGAAUCUCAAAUAUUGGGUUUCCCUGUCUGUCCAGUUUUUAAUCUUGUAUCAAUGGGAACCAAAGCAUUUUCUUGUUAUGUUCCUUCCCUGGGAAACUCUGUUACUGUUCAGUCUUUUAACAUUUGAUACUCAGUUGAAGAGAGAUCUAUUCACUCUUGCUUUAACUGGUCUUAAUUACUAAUAAUUUAACUGAGUUUCAUUGUGCAGUGCCCUGUGCCAUUUUUAUGGAUGAUGCAAAAUAAAUACAUUUUAUUGCAUAUUUUGGACUAGAAUUAUAAAUCAAACUGUUAGUGAUGAACAAUGUUUGAGUUCAUGUUUAUCUUUUUUUUUCCUGGUGUGUGUGGGGGAAGGGAAAGAUCUUUUUUUAUUUAAAAAAAAAAAGCAAAAAAAAAGCUAAAUGCGAUCCUUUUCCAUGCAAUGAGUAAAAUGAUAGAUUUGUACUAACUGGCACUGGUGCAGCGUACAAUGCAAAUGCAGCCAUAGGGCCAGAUCUAUAGCUGGUGUAAAAUCAGCAAAGCUUCAUUGAAGCCAUUGGCGCUAUGGCCAUUUACACAAAGUAAAAAGCCAGUGCAGAUACAAUGAUUUUUACACCAGCUGAGGAGUCAAUGGACCUUCACUGCUUUACAGCUGCUGAGGAUGUGAACCUAUUCUCUGACAAGCAGUAACACCCUAUCUACCCAAUCCCAUGAACAGAUGUUUUCAAGAAGCGUGAACAAAUGGCAGUAGAGAUGUAGGUAGAGGAAAUUGCUUGGUCAGAAAGUGUUGAGUUUUAUGGGAAGUAAGAGUAGGCAGCAAAUUUGCUGCCUGAGUUGCUACAUGCAAUUUUUUGGCAGGUGCUCAUGCUCAUUUCCUGCCAGAAUUUAGCUUAAUAUUUGGUGGGUGGCUUAUCUUCUGAGAAAUUGUUCAUAUAAUGUUGUUCUUAGGAGCUUCCAGCUUCAGAGGAGGGAAAUCUACAGAUUUCAUGGCUCUUGGUUGCAGGGUUUUGUUGCCAAAUGUUCUGUUUGAGGAAAUAUUCCAUACAAAGUCUGGGUUGCAAAGGAGGAACAUGCAGUGAGAUUUUUAAGAUCUUACCAUAUAAUAUUCUGUAUAUUGGACAUGCUGUCACACUAACACCACUAUUGACACCAUCCAUUUCUUCUACUAUUUGCUUUUGCUCAUCUGUAUGGAUGAUCAACGCUGACAAUGCUACCUAACCUAGUGGCCCCACUCCUCCUUGCCGUAGUUGUUCUUUGCCAACAUCUGCCACUUGUCCAACAUCUCGCACACAAUGUAGGAUCAUAGAAGCUAGAAACAAAAACACCCUGCUAAAAUCCCUAACUCCCUUAGGUGCCACUGAAAAUCACAACCUAGAUCAUGUACUACAUCCUAUGCAAAUGCAACAUACAACCUAACAAGAAAGGGCGUAUCACAUAUUAUACCAAUCCCAUACUUGUUCUGAGCCGAAAGGUCAAUAAGAGCAUAAUGCAAAGCUUUAUUUCCUUCUGUGCCUUAUUUCUCCACAAAGGGCAAAUAAAGGCCAAUCUAAAAAUUGGCUGCGAAGUAUUGCAAGGAGAGGGGUGGGCGAUUUAAAUGUACUUCUUGAGACGACAGACACCAUUAGCUUAUUGACUUAUCUCCUUAACUGUUAUCCUGCCAUUAUCAAUGGGUCCCAACAUAAUUACUUAGUUAUGAAAAUCGUGUAUGCUCUGUACUUUUCUACUGUUGGAGUUUCUGUAAUAAAGAUUGUUUUCA